GAUGAGCUUUUCUUGAACGAGCCAGAUUGCAUGAAUGUUUGCCUUGCGGGAUACUGCCAGUCAAAGUCUUUCGUACCGACCUUCAACAUGUAUGCAGCCAACUCUUACAACCUGAGCUACCCCCUCUUCGUGGGACAGACCAUCACUAUCACCGUAAACUCCACUGCAGUCUCAAUCAGCAAAGACCCUGGACUGCCGAUAGGGAUGCAAGCUUCAGGCUCAGGGCCGAUCGAUCUCAUUUGGACUCCAAGAAGUUUUGCUGCUGGUUACAUUCAUACGGCUGGGAUUUACUUUCCAAAUUUAGACCGAACAGUGUACUUGAACAUUUCUGUCGCCUCUUCCGUCGUCUCAUGGCAGAGUCCCGUCAAUGAUACCAUGGAGUAUGAAGUGUUGCUGGGCACCAGCCAGCAGCUUGUGUCUUUGACAAGUCAUCCGUAUCCGGAGCAGAAUUCUCCCUCCCUCAACGACACAUCUGUCAUAGAGCUCCAUCCAGACAUGAAUUACCCGCGCAUCUUGCCCGACGGCACUCUUGAUCUUUACCCGCCAUCCUCCAAGAUGCUGGCUUUCUACGCGCGCCGUGGCCUCGAGGGCAAGCAGCACACGGUGUGUAGUAUUCCGUGUUCCGCUCUGCAAAUUUCUCGUGCAUAUCUUGGAAGUCUGAACUGGCGACGUCUGUGGAAUAUGAACAGCUUCAUCUCUCCAGAUCCGAAUCUCUUCAUUCAGGACGCGCAAGUGAUUCAUCUGGGGGUCAACUACACUGUUAAGACGGGGGACACCCUUCUAAACGUUGCCAUCAAAUUCAGGACUACAAUUCUGAACCUGAUGGAAGUGAAUCCUUACAUCGCUGACAUGAAUGCGCUCGAAGUCGGGUAUGACCUGUGCAUCCCUGCUUGCACGAACCGGAACUACUUGCCUAUCCUUCCAACCAUCGCACUAUGA
Messenger RNA from Guillardia theta CCMP2712, 939 nucleotides. RefSeq lists its product as hypothetical. Bases 31 to 939 code for a protein of 302 amino acids. The transcript has 9 exons. The record is from RefSeq and is a predicted model, not a curated record. Lineage: Eukaryota; Cryptophyceae; Pyrenomonadales; Geminigeraceae.